AUGCCGAAGUCUAAGCGUAACCAAGUCGUUAAUCUCACUAAGGUGUCGAAACGGCAGACCAGGGAAAAGAAGGAUAGAGCCAUUGAGGAGAUACGUAAAUGCCUCGAGAAAUUUAGAUACGCCUACGUCCUGAAGUUGGAAAACCAACGUAACAAAUUGUUAAAGGGCCUCAGGAAUGAUCUAAAGCCAGGUCGAUUAUUCUGUGGGAGAAAUAAAGUCAUGCAAGUAGCAUUGGGCGUAGACCCCGAGUCGGAGUGUCAAGAAGGUAUCCAUGCUUUAUCCGAGCGCAUCAGUGGUGAAGUCGGCUUGUUGCUCACUGAUAUGACGGCCGACCAGUUGAUGGACAUCUUGGCAAACCAUGAGCAAUCUAACUUUGCAAGAAGCGGAUGUAUUUCUACAGGGGAUAUCACUCUGGAAGCUGGUGAUGAUGCAUUGUCGAGAUUUCCUCACAGUCAAGAGCCUUUUCUACGGAAACUUGGCUUGCCGACUCUCCUCGUCAACGGCAAGAUCCGGUUGAUGGGUGAUUACGAAGUGUGUAAAACUGGCAAAGCAUUGACCCCAGAGCAGUGUCAACUCGUGAAGCUCCUCGGUAUUCCUAUGGCGGUUUUCCGUGUAUCAAUUGCCGCACAGUGGUCUAAGGAGAACAGCAAAUGUACUACAACUUAG
Molecule: messenger RNA, 666 nt
Organism: Perkinsus marinus ATCC 50983
Lineage: Eukaryota; Perkinsozoa; Perkinsida; Perkinsidae
Product: mRNA turnover protein 4 mrt4, putative
Exons: 7
Coding region: 1-666 (221 amino acids)
Biological process (GO): nuclear-transcribed mRNA catabolic process; ribosomal large subunit assembly; ribosomal large subunit biogenesis
Cellular component (GO): nucleolus; preribosome, large subunit precursor
Molecular function (GO): RNA binding
Source: RefSeq, a predicted model, not a curated record